UCUCUCGCGUCUGGAUCGGGCUAUCGAGUUUGGAUUGUGUCGGGCACUCCUCAGGGCGUCUUCUCUUUUUUCAUUUUUCAUUUUUAAAAUAUCGAGUACAUCUUGUGAAACGGAUUUUGAUCUUCAGCGGACACGGCGACAAUGGGGUACUCAAUGUGGAGAUAUUACUUUGGAGUUGUGGUUAUCUUGUGCAAGGUGAACCUGUCCCGCGCCAUCAUCUUGGAGUCCAUCUAUUGGAACACAACAAAUACCAAGUUUGUACCAGGCCAAGGUUUGGUGUUGUAUCCUCAGAUUGGGGAUAAGAUGGACAUUGUGUGUCCACGUGUGGAAGGUGGUGUUGGGGAGGGUGUGGAGUUUUACAAACUCUACAUGGUUCCCCGGGAGCAGCUGGACUCUUGCACGGUUACCAAAGCCGACACGCCGCUCCUCAACUGCGUCAAGCCCGACCAGGACGUCAAAUUCACCCUCAAGUUCCAGGAGUUUAGUCCCAACCUCUGGGGCUUGGAGUUCUUCAGGGGAAAAGACUACUACAUCAUCUCGACGUCUAACGGAACGUGGGAAGGAUUGGAUAAUCAGGAAGGUGGAGUGUGUAAAACAAAGUCCAUGAAAAUUGUCAUGAAAGUCGGACAGAGUCCCUCCGAUCCGAUUUCACCCAAAGACUACCCGACCAGAUACCCUCCCAAACACCCUGAGCCGGGCAGUAAGGACACCAAAUCCAAAAACGAUGUGUUUGACAAGCGAGGUGCGCCACAUCAUGAGAACGAAAACGGGAACGGGAGCGGUGGAGGCGGGGGCGGCGGAAAGUCCUCCAGCGUGAUUGGCUCGGAGGUCGCACUCUUCGCCGGCAUCGCCUCGGGCAGCGUCAUCUUCAUCAUCAUCAUCAUCAUGCUCGUUGUUCUCCUCCUUAAGUACCGACGGCGUCAGCGCAAGCACUCGCCCCAGCACGCCGCCACGCUGUCUCUCAGCACCCUGGCCACGCCCAAAAGGGGCGGGUCCGGGGGCAACAACAACGGCUCGGAACCCAGCGACAUCAUCAUCCCCCUGCGGACUGCCGACAGCGUCUUCUGCCCGCACUACGAGAAAGUGAGCGGAGACUACGGUCACCCCGUCUACAUUGUGCAGGAGAUGCCCCCUCAAAGUCCGGCUAAUAUCUACUACAAAGUGUGAGGGGGUCGGUGGU
This is a messenger RNA of Chanos chanos (milkfish), 1180 nucleotides long. It is a transcript of the gene efnb2a, whose product is annotated as ephrin-B2a. Gene Ontology annotation, molecular function: ephrin receptor binding. Gene Ontology annotation, biological process: axon guidance; ephrin receptor signaling pathway; blood vessel morphogenesis. Gene Ontology annotation, cellular component: plasma membrane. The record is from RefSeq and is a predicted model, not a curated record. The transcript is spliced from 5 exons. The coding region runs from base 142 to 1167 and encodes 341 amino acids. Lineage: Eukaryota; Metazoa; Chordata; Actinopteri; Gonorynchiformes; Chanidae.